Molecule: messenger RNA, 992 nt
Organism: Zingiber officinale
Lineage: Eukaryota; Viridiplantae; Streptophyta; Magnoliopsida; Zingiberales; Zingiberaceae
Exons: 1
Coding region: 197-409 (70 amino acids)
Source: RefSeq, a predicted model, not a curated record
AUUUGUGAAGGAAAAACAAUAGAUUUAGAUUUAGUAAACAACUCAAUUCCUUCCCCUUAGCUUUCGUAAUCUGUCAUGGCAUAUCUUAGUCCUUAAGCAUGUCCAUGCUUCCUUUCUUCUUCCUUGUGCCACCACCUUCUUAUAAGCUCAUGCUACUCGAUUCCACCCGAAAGCUCACCGACGCUGAAUCCAAACUAUGUCUACCGACUGGGGACCCGUCAUCGUCGCCUCCAUCCUCUUCAUCCUCCUCUCCCCAGGCCUUCUCUUCCAGCUGCCGGCGCGCACACGGGUGGUGGAGUUCGGCAACAUGGGCACCAGCGGCAUCUCCAUCCUCGUCCACAGCAUCCUCUUCUUCUGCAUCUUCACCAUCCUGAUCAUCGCCAUCGGAAUCCAUAUCCAUGCCGCUUGAUCCAAGAUAGACACAGCUUUUCGCAAACACUUUAGAGGCAUUUCGCCUUAAUACGCACAGAACAAAAAACAAAAAAAUUGUUUCUUCUCACAAAUUUCCAGUUUGUUGUAGCUGAUAAAAAUUGAUCAUAACAAAACAGCAUUUUUUUUCCCUUUUCUCCAUUUUGUAAUUCCUUUGUAAUUCCCUGUGCACAAGGUAAUAUUUGAAUCUUCGUCGCAAGCAAAAGCAAAAGGGGGAGAACAAGAAAAAUCUAGGGUUCGGUCUUCACCCACAGAAAUCUGAUCGCAAAUUCACGGAAACAAACAUUCGAUUGCUACCCAGAAAACUUAUAACAAAAAAACAGUUUUUGGUUUUCGAUUACAUAAGUAGGCGUUGCAGAUGAGUUGAAAGAGGACCUGGAAAACCCUAGGAGCAGAUGGUUGGUUGGACGGGAUUAGCCGGUGUAGAUAUGGAGACGGAGGGCGACGAUGAUGAUGGAGUAGAUGGCGAAGAAGAUGAGGGUGUGGAGGGCGACGGCCUUUCCGUUCGUCCGCAUGUUUCCGAACUCCACCGGGCGGUGAGUGCCCGGGGCCUCCAAAAUGAG